CUGGUGUAGUGCGCGGUCGUGUGUCACUCCUUUCGCUACGCUGGUAACUUAUGUGUCCCCAAAGCACCUCAGGGGACCUUAAUUAUACUCGUUCGACACUUUUACUACAACUUCCGGAGUCUUGGCAGAAAAUAAAUGGCUUGAUUUUUACUGAGUGAAGAGCAGUAUGUGUCUCACACAUGUAGUCAGCUGAGUAAAGAAGCUGGUGGAAAGUUUUCAGUAGUGUGUGUCAUUGACUGAGGCAAGUAUUACUGUGUGUGUGCAGAUGGAAACCGGAUUGAAAAAUUCUGUCGCUGUAAGAGUAAACACGGUUGAUAUGUGUGUGUGGUGAGGCGAGAGUUGACGGACAGAGAUAACUUGAUGCGUGGUGCUGCUCACGGUGGAGGGAGCGUCUCGUGGGCAUUAGUGAGAUAGUGGUUGAUGAGCGAGUGUUGGUCGUGCAGGCUCACUCAAGAUGAACCUCCCUCUCUUGAUGCCGUUGCCCCGUGCCAACAUGGCACAGGGAAAGGCUGUACCUGGUGGGGGUGUGACGGAGGGGGCAGGCGUGGCCCUCCUGGGGGGCAAAACCUCGGGCAGCACAAUGCUACGUGAGCGUCACCACCUCUCCCUGGCCAACGGCGCCACCCUCGACGCCACCUAUAACGGCUCCUAUGACGGCAACGCCAACCUCUUCAAGGAGCAGAUGACGCUAACAGGACCAGAGCUUCUCAUCUCGCGCGUCCUGAGUGGCGCCUUCCAGCGGUCGGGCUUCCGCAGACAUCACCACUACGGCCGCUGCCCCGACGCCACGCUCUACAGACGCCGCUAUUCCGCCAAUUGCAUAGAACCCGACCACCAAGAGAGAGAGUCCCUGGCCGACGCCUCUGACACCGCCAUGAGCGAGGGUGGUGACUCUGACAAUGACCCGGAAGUUGACCUCAGCUCAAGCUGUUCCUCGUGGCCCAAAGGAGGCCCCCACACCCCGCCUGUGUCGCCGUCGUUGUCUCCAGACGACAGGUGGUGGAGUAGGGACGACGGAGGCGGCCAAGACUGGGCCUGGGUCGAGGCUCGUUUUCUAGGACUUCGUCGUCUUCGCCGUGAGAUUCCCCCGGCCCUAGAGGAGAAGUUGCAACGGAUGAGGGCACGGGGGUGGGCACGGGGAAGGCUCCGGGGACUGCAGGAAAGGGUUCGGAACCUCCACUUAGGGCUAGGUGGGGCCUGGCGGGGAGAAGGCCAGCACCCCAGCCCUAGGGACAGCAUGUGUCGCUCCUGCUCCCUCACCUUCUCGAGCGACGAGGCCGCUGACCAACAGUCUCCCACAGGUAAGCUGAAGGUUCAUAAGUGA
This is a messenger RNA of Homarus americanus (American lobster), 1324 nucleotides long. RefSeq lists its product as uncharacterized. The coding region runs from base 455 to 1324 and encodes 289 amino acids. The transcript has 2 exons. Lineage: Eukaryota; Metazoa; Arthropoda; Malacostraca; Decapoda; Nephropidae. The record is from RefSeq and is a predicted model, not a curated record.